Molecule: messenger RNA, 2078 nt
Organism: Anopheles aquasalis
Lineage: Eukaryota; Metazoa; Arthropoda; Insecta; Diptera; Culicidae
Source: RefSeq, a predicted model, not a curated record
AUGACUUCGAAAUCGUCUAAAGUAAACUUUUCAGAAGUGCUUCCCGACGACGAGAAGAUCAUAUCCCGGAAUCUAGCGUGGCGAAAGAUAUUGGAACGAUAUUCUGAAGCUGUUGGUGGCGACGAUGAUGAGGGUAUACUCAUAAGCGAUUUUGUACAGCAUUACCCCGUCUCUGGCGACAUUCUUUCGAAUGAUAGUUCGGCAUCCGAUGUUUGUGAAGACGAAAAUAGUUUUAGCAGUUCCUCAGACGACGAUCUCCAGGAAAACAAGCAACAGCUGGCGGUGGCCGUGAAAGCCAGAACCAAUCAGUGGAAGGAAACUGGACUGGAAAAAAUCUUCAUGGAUAACUUUACCCUCGAGACGAAAGAAGUGAUGAACUGGCUGGAGCAUUGCAAAGCGGGUCAGAGCAAAGCUCUGGAACGAGAACAGGAGACACGUUUCACGGAACUCGACGGCGAUAAGACGCUCGAUGUGAGCUGCAAGCGCAACGUUUCGUUCCUGAACCAAAACGGAGCGCAACAGCUUACUUCGAUUAACAACUCAAACAUCGAGCUGAAGAAUGAUGCGGGAAGACGGAUCAUAUUCCAACAGACGGAACGUACGCUUACGACAAUUUUCGACGAAACUGCUGGAUCGACGACUGGUCUGGCCCUGCCGUCUUCAAUGUUUUCAUUCUCAAACUUGAGCGUGAACAACAUUCCUGGCGCCCUACAGGGUCUGCGGUCAGCAUUGAAACCGAAGCCAUCCAAAAAGGUAACAUUCAAGCCAUUGAAACCUCUUAAGAAAACCAAACUAAAGGAACCGAACGAUAGUUCAAAACUAAGCAAGAAAUUAGAAAUGAGCCAAGCGAUUGCUCCAAAACAGGUUGCCAAAAUGCAACCGAAAGAUGUUGUAAUCUCUACUUCGGAUAGUGAUGAUGAUAAAAGCGAGUCGCUCAGUGCAAAAGUAACGCGAAAACCGGCCAAUCAAAAGCGGGUAACUUUCAAAGGAAUGAUGCCUGAUAAAGAUCUCCUAAAAACACCGAUUGGUAUUUCCCAGCAGAACAAGGAGAUAGAAAUGGGCAAAGAAAAAUCGUCCAAAAAAAUCAACAAUAAGCAUACGAAAGCUACCACAAUAUGUAGUGGUACGGACACUGAUGACGAGAAGCCAGUAACCCAUUUGCUGGGAACUCGGACUCGAAAAGCAUUUGAUAAAAAGCAAACUAACGCUUUGAAACCGAAACCAUCCACCUCAUGUGAUGGUCCGCAAAUACAGGAUACCUACAGAAAUUGCACCUCUCAGCAGAAAAUAACGGAAACCAAAAGCAAAAAUCAACAAACUGGCGAAUCAUCGACCGAACUCACUAUCAAAUCACAAGGAAAACUAGAAGAACUGACCGUUGCGCCACGCACUGCGUUGCAUUCUAUUACUGUAAAGCAGCUGGCGAACGAAAGAAGCGAUGAGAAUGGACUGAACAAAAAGACUGCAGCCGAUACAGCGUUGCAAAAGCCUAAUACCACAAACACAGAACUCACGGGCACGAAGCCUAAUAACGACCAGCAUUAUUACAUGACGGCGACAAUGAAGGAGCAGCUAAAGAUUGGAGGCCGGUUUCGGUAUCGACUGCAGGGGAUGGUGAUUUAUCGGCCUAAGCAGAUCAAGCUUGACGCGCCGGUAACCGAGCGGAUCCGGAUUACGCGUGAAAACCUUGAUCUUGGAGCCAUCGAGGAUGAGAAGAAACGGGAAAAGUUCAGCAACUUCCUGUACAGCAUUCAUCCGAACUCGACGAUGGUGUACUACAUGAGCGAAGAUGAGGAGGAACCGGAAGCUGCGAACGACGGGGAUGGUAGCGAGUCGGAGGAUGAGGACGAUCCGAUUCUCACAUUCCGUCCCAAGGUUUGUGUGUUUGAAAUUCCAUACGAGGGCCCUUCGGUCUAGCUGUAUGUUUCGACUAUACAGAAUUUAACCAAAAUUUUAAGUUAGCCAUUACGGGGUUCGUUAAUAAUGCCAUAUUUUACAUGAUAAGCUCACGCUGCAAUAUCAGUAGCAUAAUAAGAGCACCUUCCCGUGCUUGUCGCAGACUACUUUGAUUGCAUAAA